Stereum hirsutum FP-91666 SS1 is the source of this 1377-nucleotide messenger RNA. Its product is annotated as cellobiohydrolaseI. The transcript is spliced from 17 exons. The record is from RefSeq and is a predicted model, not a curated record. Bases 1 to 1377 code for a protein of 458 amino acids. NCBI's taxonomy places the organism in Eukaryota, Fungi, Basidiomycota, Agaricomycetes, Russulales, Stereaceae. Gene Ontology annotation, molecular function: hydrolase activity, hydrolyzing O-glycosyl compounds. Gene Ontology annotation, biological process: carbohydrate metabolic process.
AUGUUUCGCUCCUCAGAUCUUCUUGCAUUCCUGUUCGUCGCCGUCGCCGUCAGCGGCCAACAAAUCGGUACAUUGACGCCGGAGGUUCACCCUCAACUUCAGGUGUCAACUUGCACAGCUGGAGGUGCUUUCACUGCUGCUACCAAGCCCAUCGUUAUUGACUCCAACUGGCGUUUCCUGCACAAUGUUGGCGGUAGCACCAACUGCUAUUCUGGCAACACUUGGGACACCACACUCUGCCCUGACCCGGCCACUUGCGCUGCUAACUGUGCUCUCGAUGGAGCGGACUACACCGGAACCUAUGGCAUCACGACGAGCGCAGAUGCACUCACGCUGAAGUUCGUCACCCACGGCCCCUUUUCCACCAACAUUGGGUCUCGUGUCUACCUCAUGGAUUCUGAUGACCUCUACCAAGAGUUUAACUUGCUCAACCAGGAGUUUACGUUCACCGUUGAUAUGUCCCAGUUACCAUGUGGUCUCAAUGGUGCUCUGUAUUUCACCGAGAUGGAUGCUGAUGGUGGAGUGGCGAGGUUCCCCACCAACAAGGCUGGUGCGAGAUACGGCACCGGUUACUGUGAUGCUCAAUGCCCACACGAUCUUAAGUUCAUUAAUGGAGCGGCUAACGUCGUUGACUGGACUCCGUCGCCCACCGACCCUAACAGUGGUACGGGCAUGUUUGGGACAUGCUGCUCGGAAAUGGAUAUUUGGGAGGGUAACACUAUGGGGGCUGCAUUCACCCCUCACGUCUGCAGCGUUGUUGGCCAGACUGAGUGCUCCGGUAUCGACUGUGGUGACGGCGCGGAUAGGCAGAAUGGUGUUUGCGACAAGGACGGUUGCGACUUCAACUCCUUCCGCAUGGGCAACCAGACAUUUUUUGGCCCUGAGAAAACUAUCGACACGACUCAGCCUAUCACCGUCGUUACCCAGUUCAUCACCGAUGACAACACCGCUACUGGGACGUUGACACAGAUCAAGCGUAUAUACGUUCAGAAUGGUGAGGUCAUCCAGAACUCCAACACGAACAUCCCUGGGCUUGCCACCACCAACGCCAUCAGCGAUGCCUUCUGUACCGACCAAAAGACCGUCACCGGUGACCCUAACACCUUCGAGAAGUUGGGAGGCUUACCUGUCCUCGGCAAUGCAUUCAAGAAAGGUAUGGUGCUCGUCAUGAGCUUGUGGGACGACCAUGCCGCCAACAUGCUCUGGCUCGACUCUAAUGACCCUGCUGAUGCCAAUCCCGCCACUCCUGGUAUUGCUCGCGGACUUUGUUCGACUACGUCUGGUGUACCUGCUACAAUCGAGGCACAAUCGCCCAACUCCCAGGUUAUCUUCUCUGGCAUCAAGACUGGCCCCAUCGGCAGCACCUUUACCGCUUGA